Messenger RNA from Linum tenue, 1077 nucleotides. Lineage: Eukaryota; Viridiplantae; Streptophyta; Magnoliopsida; Malpighiales; Linaceae. The record is from the annotation of a GenBank genome assembly.
CAUGACUUCGCACUCGCAGUCACAAACACACCUUUAUACUCUUCCGCCGUAUCCCAAGUUCUCUCCGACAACCAAAAGUGCGGAAGAAGCAAAAAUGGAACAACAACAAACGUUACGACAUGAUACCGUCGCCCCCGAAGACGAUGACGCGCCGACGCUGAGCUCGCACGCCCUCGAAGCUCUCAAAGAGUUCCUCGCAGAGCAGAACCGUUCCGGUGCGACGCGAGAAGAAGAAGAAGGAACCGGGGAGCCCGCGGUGGAGCUAGUGUCAGAAGAUUGGCGGCUUAGCCAGUUCUGGUACGACCAAACCACCGCAGAGACUGUUGCCAGAGAAGUCAUUACCCUGUGCCGUGACGACUCGGCCGCCGGCUGUACCGUUGAUUCUCGUCGGGUAGCUUGCAUUGCUUGCCCCACUCUUUACGCCUAUAUAAAGAAAAUUGAUCCGAGUUUGAGUGUUCAAUUGCUGGAAUACGACGAGCGGUUUGAGAGGUAUGGAAGUGAUUUCACGUUUUACGAUUAUAACCAACCGGAAGAGUUGCCGGCGGAGCUUAAGCAUGGUUUCCAGGUUGUAGUUGCUGAUCCUCCUUACUUGAGUAAGGAGUGUUUAGAGAAGGUUGCUGAGACGGUUUCUUUUCUUGCGAGACCCGGUCCCAGCAACUCGAACUUGCUUCUGCUUACAGGGGAAGUGCAGAAGGAAAGAGCUGCUGAGCUAUUGGGACUACACCCAUGUGGGUUUCGGCCUCAGCAUUCCAGCAAAUUGGGGAACGAGUUUAGAUUGUUCACCAACUAUAACCCAGGGGCGAGAUUAGGAGGGUGGGAAGUCGAGAGAUAGAUGAAUCCCUUUUUCCUUCUUCUGAUUGCUUACAACUGCUCGGAUGAGUAAGGUAACCAGAGCGUGGAGCGGGAGCGUGGAGCGGGAGCGGGAGCGUCAGAGCGUCAAUUUCUCAAGAAUUCAAUAUCGAUUAUCGAGAGCGCGAAUAAAGCGUCAUUAUUAUUUAUUUUAUUUAAAAGUUAAAUUACCUUUUAGCCCAUAGACCUUGCAUUUUGAUUCAAACAAGCUCCGUAUAAAUCUGGCAC